Molecule: messenger RNA, 628 nt
Organism: Microplitis demolitor
Lineage: Eukaryota; Metazoa; Arthropoda; Insecta; Hymenoptera; Braconidae
Exons: 2
Coding region: 11-586 (191 amino acids)
Source: RefSeq, a predicted model, not a curated record
CGACGCAGCUAUGUUAGAAAAAAAAUGCUCUUUAUUUGUAAACUCGGUAGCUAUUUUUAUUUUUGGUCCCGAUAAUUUAGUUACAAGUACUAUAACCGGAAAUCACUCUCGAAGGAAACCUUCAGACGGUGAUCGGCCAAAAAAAUUAGAUCAGCGUUCACUGCUUGAAAUGAGAGACUUUUACAAGUAUUAUCUUGAUAAAUCACCGUACAUGACAAUUUUUGAGCUACUAGAGCGAGACGAUGAAUUUAAAAAAUUAUACACUUAUUUAUCAAGAUUUAUUGCCAGUGUAAAAAAAGCAUCGGAUCCAGAAGCUGUUAAAGAAAAAAAAGUGGAAAAGAUAAAUAUAAACGAUAAAGAAAACAAUGAGGCUGAGAGUCAAGUUACGAUUCCACGAUCAAUUAAUGAAAUAGAAAACGAGAACAACGGAGUUAAUAAUGAUCCUGAUUCAGAAAGUGGUAAUGAAGAAUUUGAGAAUGCAGCCGGAGAUAGAUAUUAUAACUCCUCGGCUCAUGAUGAUUCAGAAGAUGAUGCAGAGGAUAAGACUGAGAAUUCUUUAUAUAUAGAUGAAACCAUAAAUCUAUAAAAAUACAUUUUAAAAGUUCAUGUAUGAUUUCCUGUUUUUAUU